AUGCUUGGAUUUGGUCGUCCUCGCCUCAGACAUAGAAAGUCGGUGAUUGAAUUUAUAACUGGCAAGAGCAUCGACGACCUUGCUAUCGUCUCAGACCUCAAAUAUCUCCACCUCCAGCUUGGCCUCCCCAGUCUUAUCGAAGACGAGCUUGACGAGGGAGAGCUUGCGGGUCCCAGCUCUGACAACAGCUCUUCCGUCUUUGCCUUUCCACAACCACUCCAGACCCUGCACACAACUGCUCGCACAUACAGAAGGAUGCCUGCUUCAAAAGAGAGUGGUAUCGGCAGCGACCACCAGAAUGGAUCUGUCUUUUCCGUCUCUGGUCCGGUCAUUGUCGCCGAGAACAUGAUCGGUGUCGCCAUGUACGAGCUCUGCAAAGUCGGCCACGAUGAACUGGUGGGUGAAGUGAUUCGCAUAGAGGCCGACAAGGCCACGAUUCAAGUUUACGAGGAGACUGCUGGUGUCACUGUCGGAGAUCCUGUCCUGCGGACUGGCAAACCGUUAUCUGUCGAACUGGGCCCUGGUCUCAUGGAAACAAUCUACGACGGAAUCCAAAGACCGUUGAAGACCAUCGCUGGCAACACAAACAGCAUCUACAUCCCCCGCGGUAUUGCCGUUCCUUCCUUGGACAGAAAGAAAAAAUGGCCCUUCACGCCAACCAUGAAGGAGGGAGACCACAUCAGUGGCGGCGACGUUUGGGGCAAGGUGGUCGAGAACAGCCUGGUCAAUGAACACAGAAUCCUGUUACCUCCAAGAGCCAGAGGCACGAUCAAAAAGAUUGCUCCCAAGGGCGAUUAUACUGUCGAUGAGCCUCUGCUUACAUUGGAAUUCAACGGCGAGACAAAGGAGUACCCGAUGAUGCACACGUGGCCCGUCCGUGUUCCCCGACCUGUCAAUGAGCGUCUACAAGCCGACUCGCCCUUCAUCGUCGGACAACGAGUCCUCGACGCCCUGUUCCCUUCAGUCCAGGGAGGCACGGUGUGCAUUCCUGGUGCUUUUGGCUGCGGCAAAACUGUCAUUUCUCAGUCUGUCUCCAAAUUCUCAAACAGCGACAUUAUAGUCUAUGUCGGUGCCAUGUAUACAGGAGAACGAGGGAACGAAAUGGCUGAAGUCCUAAUGGAUUUCCCGGAACUCUCUAUCACCAUCGAGGGUCGGAAAGAGCCCAUUAUGAAGCGGACCUGCUUGAUCGCCAACACUUCCAACAUGCCCGUGGCAGCACGGGAAGCAUCCAUCUACACUGGCAUCACUGUGGCCGAGUACUUCCGAGACCAAGGCAAGGCCGUGGCCAUGAUGGCCGACUCAUCCUCCCGAUGGGCUGAAGCUUUGCGAGAAAUUUCUGGUCGUCUUGGAGAAAUGCCUGCGGAUCAAGGUUUCCCGGCCUACCUGUCUGCCAAACUAGCCUCGUUCUAUGAACGUGCAGGUGCAGCCAUCGCUUUGGGCUCUCCGGAACGCAACGGCAGUAUCUCUAUUGUCGGUGCCGUCUCACCCCCAGGAGGCGAUUUCUCCGAUCCGGUCACCUCUGCCACCCUAGGUAUCGUCCAAGUCUUUUGGGGCCUUGACAAGAAGCUCGCGCAGAGAAAACACUUUCCCAGCGUCAACACCUCCCUCUCAUACAGCAAAUACACCAACAUCCUCGACAGGUUCUACGCGAAAGAUCACCCUGAGUUUCCCCGUUUGCGGGACCGUAUCAAAGAACUCCUCACAAAUUCCGAAGAUCUCGAUCAAGUGGUCCAACUCGUAGGUAAAUCGGCCUUGGGCGAUUCCGACAAAAUUAUUCUCGAUGUCGCAGCCAUGCUCAAAGAUGACUUCCUUCAACAAAACGGUUACAGUGACUACGAUCAAUUCUGCCCACUUUGGAAGACGGAAUACAUGAUGAAAGCGUUCAUGCAAUUCCAUGACGAGGCGCAGAAGGCCGUGAGCAGUGGGUUGAGUUGGGCGAAAGUGAGGGAGACAACGUCGGAGAUCCAGCAUGGACUGAGGAGUAUGAAGUUCGAGCUGCCUGAUGACCAAGAGGAGGUAAGUGCGAAGUAUGACCGGCUGUUGCAGCAGAUGAGUGAGAAAUUUGCGAGUGUGAGCGAUGAAUGA
Messenger RNA from Cladophialophora psammophila CBS 110553, 2085 nucleotides. Its product is annotated as V-type proton ATPase catalytic subunit A. Gene Ontology annotation, molecular function: ATP binding; proton-transporting ATPase activity, rotational mechanism; ATP hydrolysis activity. The record is from RefSeq and is a predicted model, not a curated record. The transcript has 3 exons. Bases 1 to 2085 code for a protein of 694 amino acids. Lineage: Eukaryota; Fungi; Ascomycota; Eurotiomycetes; Chaetothyriales; Herpotrichiellaceae. Gene Ontology annotation, cellular component: proton-transporting V-type ATPase, V1 domain; fungal-type vacuole membrane. Gene Ontology annotation, biological process: ATP metabolic process; proton transmembrane transport.